This is a messenger RNA of Alternaria atra, 2511 nucleotides long. RefSeq lists its product as uncharacterized. The transcript is spliced from 3 exons. The record is from RefSeq and is a predicted model, not a curated record. Gene Ontology annotation, molecular function: hexosyltransferase activity; UDP-glycosyltransferase activity. Gene Ontology annotation, biological process: carbohydrate metabolic process. NCBI's taxonomy places the organism in Eukaryota, Fungi, Ascomycota, Dothideomycetes, Pleosporales, Pleosporaceae. Bases 1 to 2511 code for a protein of 836 amino acids.
AUGAAAUCGCGACCAGAUAGUACCCAAGCGCCAAUACCAAUGGAGUUCGAACAAAACAAUGGCGUACAUCGCAUGAGAGCGCGACCAGAUAGUACCCAGGCACCGAUGCCUGUGGAAUACGAACGCGAUAAUGACAUACAUCACAUGGAUGCACCACCGCCAUACACUGCGAAAGAGCUGACCGGCUCAAUACCGCAGCCAGGAGAUACUGGUGUAACAAACGAUGGUCGCAUCGACAUUGACCUCAACUCAAGACUCACCAAGACACUCGUCAAGCUCGUGCCAAAGCAUGAAAAGGAGGAACCCGAAUUAAGUCGCCGAUAUACCAUCAGCAGAUUAUGGAGUAUCCGUCUGAAUAUCGUUAUCCAAGUUGUAGGAAGUCGAGGCGACGUGCAACCGUUCAUUGCUCUAGGUCAAGAGCUGCAAAAGUACGGACACCGUGUUCGAAUAGCGACCCAUAACACAUUCGAGAGCUUCGUACGCGAGUCGAACCUAGAAUUCUACCCUAUUGGAGGAGACCCGAAAGAGCUCAUGGCAUACAUGGUGAAGAACCCAGGUCUGAUACCUUCGAUGAAGAGUCUUCGCGAAGGCGACAUCCAGAAGAAAAGAGACAUGAUUACGGAGAUGCUCUACGGCUGCUGGCAUUCAUGUAUCGAGCCGGAUCUAAAGACUGGGCAGCCAUUUGUGGCAGAAGCAAUCAUCGCCAAUCCGCCCAGUUUCGCGCAUGUACAUUGUGCCCAAGCAUUGGGUAUCCCACUCCAUCUUAUGUUUACCAUGCCCUGGAGCAGCACGCGAGCCUUUCCGCACCCGCUGGCGAACUUUAAGGGCGGCGAAAUUUCAACUGCGCUUAUCAAUUACGCGUCUUAUGGCGUCGUCGAAUUCCUAACAUGGCAGGGUCUCGGAGAUGUCAUCAAUCGGUUUAGGCAUUCCUUGGACCUCGAAGACGUUCCUAUAUCGGUUGGACCUGUACUCGCUUCCACACUCAAGGUGCCCUUCACAUAUUGCUGGUCUCCAGCAUUGGUUCCGAAGCCAGCUGAUUGGGCAGCACAUAUCGAUGUUUGUGGUUUCUUCUUUCGCGAGCCGACGCCGUACGCACCGCCUGCGGAAAUAGAUCAGUUUCUGCGUAAUGGACUUCCGCCAGUGUAUAUCGGGUUCGGAAGUAUUGUCCUGGACGAUCCCGCGAAGAUGACAUCAAGUAUCCUAGAGACGGUGCGCGCCCUAGGUGUCCGAGCGAUAAUUUCGAGAGGAUGGAGCAACCUUGGUGCCGGCUUGCCAAACGACAAUAAGGACGUCCUGUUCAUCGGCGACUGUCCUCACGAAUGGUUGUUUCAGCAUGUCGCAGCGGUCGUUCAUCAUGGUGGAGCAGGCACAGCUGCAUGUGGACUGCGCAAUGCGUGCCCUACUGUUGUGGUACCCUUCUUUGGAGACCAACCAUUUUGGGGAGAGAUGAUAGCAGCAGCGGGAGCAGGUCCAAAGCCUAUUCCCCAUAAACUUCUGACCACCGAAAACCUUAUACCAGCUAUCCACUUCUGCCUCACGCGCGAAGCGAAGCAAGCAGCACGGGCUCUAUCUUCGCAGAUGGCGAGCGAGCGUGGUGUUGAAGCAGCUGCACAAUCUUUCCAUGCGAAUCUUCCUCUCGAGACAAUGCAAUGCGCUCUCUUGCCUACGGAGGUGGCAUCCUGGAAGGUGAAGAAGGGGUCUAUCAUCCUCUCCAAAUUGGCGGCACAGGUACUGAUUGAGAACGGUGUGAUUGUUCCUUCUGAUCUCGAGAAUCACGAAACAGACCAGUUCAUCAUCAUCAAUCAACGAUGGGAUCCCGUGACAAGCACAACUUCUGCUUGUGUCGGUAUUGUCGGAGAUAUGGGGAUGGCAGCGAAGGGAAUGGUUGUGGAUCCCUUCAGCGAGCCCAAAUACUACGUCACUUCUUCAGAGUCCUCAGCAUCGUCAGAGAAGGCGAACAGUGCGGCCGUUGCAGGCCGCGUGGCUGGCGGGGUCGCCAAAGGCUUCGGCAGAUUUGUGGGUGCGUUCUACAAAGGCGUCAUCGUUGAUCUUCCCCUCGCCACCACAGAAGGUUUCCGCAACGUACCGAGACUCUAUGGCGAAGAAGUCAAAGACCAUGGAGAGGUCACUGGUGCUCUUUCCGGAUUCCAAGUUGGUGGUAAGAACUUUGUGCACGGCAUUGCGGAUGGUUUCUCAGACCCUUUCCGUCAGACGUACGAGGGCGGCAAAAAGGAGGGCGCGAUCGGGUACGCGAAGGGCUUCGGCAAGGGGAUGGCUGGACUGGUUACGAAAACGAGCGCAGCGGCCGUAGGAAUCGUAGCAUACCCUGGAGAUGGUAUUGUCAAGAGCAUGAAGUACUUGGCGAAGAGCGGAACAAGAAAGCGUAUCAGAGCGGCUAAGUUGGUAGAGACUGAAUGGAUGGGCCGGAAAUCGGAGGCUGAUCUGAACGCUUUGGAGCUCAUUCGGGAGUUUGAAAGAUUAAGGAAGGGCAAGGAGAAGGUGAGGACGUAA